This is a messenger RNA of Quercus lobata, 1362 nucleotides long. RefSeq names its product myb domain protein 93 (gene MYB93). Bases 128 to 1138 code for a protein of 336 amino acids. The record is from RefSeq and is a predicted model, not a curated record. The transcript is spliced from 3 exons. Lineage: Eukaryota; Viridiplantae; Streptophyta; Magnoliopsida; Fagales; Fagaceae.
GAGAAUAAUCAACGACCAGAAUCAGGCAGAUGAUUGUAUAUAAAUAGCAAGCCCGAGGUUUUCUUGAAACAGAGGGAAGCAGUAGCAAAAAGAAAUCAAAUAUAAUUAGAUAUAGGAACAGAUCCCCAUGGGAAGGUCUCCUUGUUGUGAUGAGAAUGGCCUUAAGAAAGGACCCUGGACUCCUGAAGAAGAUGAAAAGCUUGUUCAAUACAUCCAAAAACAUGGCCAUGGAAGUUGGAGAGCCCUCCCUAAACUUGCAGGUCUUAACAGAUGUGGCAAGAGUUGUAGGUUAAGAUGGACAAAUUACUUGAGGCCAGAUAUCAAGAGAGGGAAAUUUUCUCAAGAAGAGGAGCAGUCAAUUCUACAUCUCCAUUCCAUACUUGGAAACAAAUGGUCAGCUAUUGCGACGCACCUACCAGGCCGGACUGACAAUGAAAUCAAGAAUUUCUGGAACACACAUUUGAAGAAGAAGCUGAUUCAAAUGGGUUUUGAUCCAAUGACCCAUCAACCAAGAACUGACCUCUUUUCCAGCUUGCCCCAUCUUUUAGCCCUUGCUAACCUUAGAGACCUGAUGGUGGAUCAUCACCCAUUAGAUGAACAAGCUAUGAGAUUACAGGCAGAAGCUGUGCAGUUGGCUAAGAUUCAAUACUUACAGUAUCUUCUCCAAUCCGCGGCUCCAAUAACCACCAACUCUUAUGGCCAAAAUGACAUCACAGACAUGGAGGCUCUUAAUUUGUUGAGCUCAAUUCCUGCUUUCAAAGAAAACCCAGUUUUAAAUUCGUCAAAUGUGGAGAAUUCAUCCUCAUUUUCUCCUGGAAAUACUACCUUUCAACCACUCCACCACCCAAGCUUAUUAGCUCACUUGUCAGACCCACAAGUCCCUUUCAAUUUUCAGACUUCUUUGAAUAGUGAGAUGGGUCAAGGUUGUAACUUUACAAUGGUCAGCCAAGGAGAUAACCCACAUGAUGACUCGUCCUUGGUUUUCCCAUUUCCGACUCCUGUUAUUUCAACUAUGACUGAUGAUAUGUCUUUAAGCAAUCCUGGAGAUGCUAGUAGUAGUACCUCUAGCUAUGGUGGAGCUUCGUCAUUUUGGCCUGAACUAUUUUUUGAAGAUCCUAUUAUGCAUGAGAUUUCUUAGUUAAUUCUUUCAUUUUGGACUGUUUGGAGUUGCAUCACCCUUCUAUGUUUGUAAACACCUUUUUUUCUUUUUCUUGGUUUUUGUUUUUUUAUUUUUUUUAUUUGAGUGUUAUGUUUGUUGGUUGUAAACACUUAAUGCCUGCAGAUAGACACAUCAACCGCAUGUGUACACAAAUACAUCUCUAUGCAUGUAUAUGACACAUAUAUACAUCUUAUCUUUCAAUA